AUGCGGACACGAAUUGUGUUCGAUCUAGGCCUGAGACGAAACAUCAAGAGAUACGCGCCACCAAUACAAAAGCAUGUCGAGACGAGACAGCCAAUGAGUACCGAUCCGGACGUCACUAAAAGCCUCGCGAGAGGCGGGCUAGUACCCGAGGAUAUUGAUUAUGUGAUCUAUUCGCACGUAACGUGGCUACGGCAGGUGCAUUGGGAUCAUAUUGGCGAACCUCGGGACUUUCCUACAUCUACCUUCGUCGUCGGUCAUGGUUCACUUGCCUUGCUGGAUGGGACAUCGUCGUCUUUACGCGGUGGCCAUUCUUUCUUCGAAAGUGAUCUUCUGCCAGGAGAGCGGACCAUUGAACUAUCGGAACCUUCGGCAAACGUGUUGAAGAAGCACGAUUCAUGUAGGGAAACGAGCGAUAUCAACUUCGGUGGCUCGUGGCAAACGCACGGAAACCUCCCUCAGACUUUGGAUGUCUUCAACGACGGCUCACUGCUCAUCGUCGACGCACCCGGUCAUCUACCAGGACACAUCAAUCUUCUUGCUCGGACAUCUCCUGAUCACCGAAUUUACAUGGGCGGAGAUGCAUGUCACGACAGACGACUGUUGACCGGAGAGAAAACGAUCGGAGAGUGGAACGAUGCUCAUGGACAAGUCUGUUGCAUACAUGCCGACAGAAAGCAAGCCGAGGCGACGAUUGACAGAAUCAGAGCCCUGGAGAAAGAAGGCGUUGAGAUCAUCUUUGCACACGACGUUGAAUGGGAGAACGACCCAAAGAACAAGACGCGGUUCUUCGGCGCGGAGCAAAGCGUGGAUGGUUAG
Alternaria viburni is the source of this 816-nucleotide messenger RNA. RefSeq lists its product as uncharacterized. The record is from RefSeq and is a predicted model, not a curated record. Bases 1 to 816 code for a protein of 271 amino acids. NCBI's taxonomy places the organism in Eukaryota, Fungi, Ascomycota, Dothideomycetes, Pleosporales, Pleosporaceae. The transcript has 2 exons.